AUGAGUGACCCAAAGUUCCAAACUACAAGGUCAGCAUCAGUGAAUUGUGAACGAUCAUUGGUGGUCGCAUCGUUUAUUUCCUAUCUCAACUCCACCUUUGCCAUCCGUGAUCUUGGACGAUUGAAUUAUUUCCUUGGAGUUGAGGUUAUUCACAACGAAACCAUGUUGCAUCUCAAUCAGCACAAAUAUAUCCAGGAUAUUCUCACACCUACCAAUAUGCUGGAUUCCAAGCCAGCAGGCAUGCCUGGAAUGCUUGGCAAAACCCUUUCGCAACAUGAUGGUGCUCUCUUCUUGGAUACCAAAUUAUACUGUAGCACUAUUGGUGCUUUUCAGUAUGUCACUCUCACCCGACCUGAUAUUGCAUUUGUUGUUAAGAAUGCUUGCCAAUUCAUGGCUAAUCCCACUGAAGUUCAUUGGCUUACCGUUAAGAGGAUCCUUCGUUAUUUAAAAGGUACCUCCACUUAUGGUCUCCAGCUGCACCAACACAAUCGCCUUAUCUUCAAGGUUAUAUAG
Vitis riparia (riverbank grape) is the source of this 513-nucleotide messenger RNA. RefSeq lists its product as uncharacterized. The record is from RefSeq and is a predicted model, not a curated record. Lineage: Eukaryota; Viridiplantae; Streptophyta; Magnoliopsida; Vitales; Vitaceae. Bases 1 to 513 code for a protein of 170 amino acids. The transcript has 2 exons.